AUGCUCCUAUCAAGGAAUAGUAAGGUUCCUCCUAGACAACAUGUUCCUUUCUCGUCGCAGGGAACACCUUCCUCAUCGCUCUUGGCGGCUAUCGAACAUUACCCGAGGAUUUUGGGUUAUUGCGUAGCACUGGCGUCUGGUAUCCUGCUCUAUAAGUAUGAUAUAGUUAUCGUGGGAAAUGUUUCCGCUAUGCCGGAGUUUCAACGCGAUUUCGGCCACCGAAUGAACGGAGCACUCAUCAUUCCGUCCUUAUGGCUGAGCCUAUGGGACGUAGCUAGUCCCCUUGGCGGUCUGGUUGGCGCCAUAGCCGCAGGACAGCUACAAGAUCGUGCCGGACGUCGCUUUUGCUUAGCCUUCGCGGCUAUACUGUCAGCAGCUGCAGUUGCAGUCGCGUACAUGUCGAACGUCCCGAAUGAUAUAGACGCCCAUCGAGCAAUCUUUCUAUUCGCAAAGCUUGUGCAGGGUCUCGCCGUUCAUAUGAUCACAUGCACAACCCAAACAUAUAUGUCUGAGAUCUUUCCUCCCGCGCUGCGAGGCCCCAUGCUGGCCUUCUUUCCGAUCUUCAUCCUCCUAGGUCAAUUAAUGGGUAGUGUAGUGGUGUACAAGUCUCUAGAUGUUGCCGGAAGCCGAGGAUAUAAGAAUUGCUUCAUCUCACAGUGGCCAUUCUCCGCGUUGCCUCUGCUAGUUGCAGCUAUUCUCCCCGAAAGCCCGACCUCCCUCAUUAGAAAAGAUCGGAUAAAUGCCGCUCACAAAUCAUUGCGACGACUUGAUUCCGGCCGUAUCGAGUCGCAAAACCGUUUCGAGCAACUACGGCCAUUCAUUGAAAAAGAGGAUCGAGACGCGGCAAGCAAGGCGAUUGGGUACCGUGACUGCUUCGGAGGCGUCGACCGGCGGCGUACCAUGAUCGUCAUGUUUGCGAACCUCAUCCCUUCGUUUUUCGGUCUACCCUUAUUAUCUAAGACCAGCUAUUUUCUGCAGUUAGUCGGCAUGGAGCACCACAGAAGCUUUCUUUUACUACAAGCUGGCAUUGAAUUGGGGCUGGCAGCUAACCUCAUCAGCAUGCAGACCUUGUCCAGAUUUGGCCGUGUGCCUCUGAUUAUUGUCAGCUUAAGCGUCUCGGCCCUCGCCUGGAUGUGUAUGGGGAUUGCCGACUGCUUCCCGGGAACUAUUAGUGUUUGGUACACGGGAAUCACACUAGUCACGGUAAUCGCGGCCUGCGGUAUUGGUGCAUGGCCAGCAUCCUACGCUGUCGGUGGAGAGGCAUCGUCUCUGCGGCUUCGGGCCAAGUCCCAAGGUUUGGGCUGGUUCGUUUCCGGACUCACCAGCGUCGUUUUCAACCUCAUUUUACCGUACAUCUUCAACCCUGAUCAGGGUGCCCUGCGCGGUAAGACCAGUUUUGUAUGUGCGGGCUUCUCGGCCAUUGCCCUCGUGGGAACAUGGCUUUACAUGCCAGAGAUGAAAGAUCGGACGCCCAGCGAGGUUGACGAUAUGUUUGAAGCAGUCGUACCUGCACGGCAGUUCAGAAAUCCAUGGACGGAGAACUUGGGCUCGUCUUUGGCCGAACGAAGUCCGUAA
Molecule: messenger RNA, 1575 nt
Organism: Aspergillus costaricaensis CBS 115574
Lineage: Eukaryota; Fungi; Ascomycota; Eurotiomycetes; Eurotiales; Aspergillaceae
Product: MFS general substrate transporter
Exons: 4
Coding region: 1-1575 (524 amino acids)
Biological process (GO): carbohydrate transport; transmembrane transport
Cellular component (GO): membrane
Molecular function (GO): carbohydrate:proton symporter activity
Source: RefSeq, a predicted model, not a curated record